CGCACGAAGCGUAUACUGGCCAAAAACCCCGCACAAGUUCUCCCAACCGGCUUCCCAAACCAGCUCGAGUCGGAACUUGUCUGGGAGGGGAAAGACUUCAAGGACGGCGAAUGGAUCUAUCACCUAACAGAAUCCGACGUCGAAGAAGUGAGAUCGGCCGUCGAGCGGUUCAAGGGCCAAAACCUUCCACUGGGCCUGCUCUCCCCAACGACCUUUCCUCUACCCUCGUUUUCCAAGGAACUGCAGAGGCAAGCACGAAUCUUACAUUUCGGCCGCGGCUUCUUCGUCCUCCGUGGUCUGCCAGAAUACCCGGAACCUCUGGAGAACACAAUCUCGUACGUCGGCGUAGCAUCGCACAUUGGUCCCACGCGGGGGAUACAAGACCCCAACGGCGCAGCGCUGGCACACAUAACCGACCUGCGUUCGCAAACCAACAACACAAACGCCAUCGGGAGCCCGGCAUACACCCCGGACAAGCAAGCCUUCCACACGGACCCGGGCGACAUCAUCUCCCUCUACGUCCUCGGCGAAGCCGCCAGCGGUGGCACAAGUCGAAUCGCGAGUUCCUGGAAAGUGUACAACCACCUCGCCUCGACGCGUCCCGACAUAGUCGACACCCUAUCCAAACCCUGGCCGUUCGACGGCUUCGGCGGUAAUCCGAAGGUGUAUUACCGGCCGUUGAUACACUUCCAUAACGGACGACUGAUAAGUCAGUACGCGCGGCGGAAGUUUAUCGGGUUCGGAGAGUUGCCAAGGUCCGCGGACAUCCCGCCGAUCACGGAGGAGAUGGCGGAGGCGCUGGAUGCGUUGCACUUCACGGCUGAGAAGUUUGCCCUGGGAUUGCAUUUCCGGCGAGGGGAUAUACAGUUUAUCAAUAAUCUAUCGCUGUUCCACUCGAGAGAUGGGUACACGGAUGAUGAGACACAUAAGUAGUUUUUUUUUUCUUUUUCUUUUCCCCUUUCUCCCCGAAAAAAAUCGGGCGCAAUAUUAGGGGAAUGGUGUGAGCUAAUGGACCGUGGGGGGGGAUAGACGACAUUUAAUGAGGAUUUGGUCGCGAAAUGAAGAACUUGGGUGGGAUACGCCCGAUGUGCUCAAGGGGCAUUGGGAACAGUUGUAUUAUAGCGGGCUUAAGCCUGAGGACCAGCUGUUUCCCCUGGACCCAGUGGUUAGGAGGAUGGUACCAAUUCCUGGGGUUGAGAAGAGCUUUUAGAAGGCUGGUAUUGUGAGGAUGACCCACCUCCUCUAUAAUACGAGCACGGCAUACUGGGAGGUGGGAUGGGGGAUCGCUGAAGCUGCUAUCCUGUGAUACUUUGGUUAACGUUUUCCGGUUGGUUGAGCAAAGAAAUGGAAUCUGAGUGACAACACAUGAUCCCGCACACAAUUAAGCCCUAAAUAAGCCGGGAAACCAAGAUAUCCAAUGCAUCAUAACCCACGACCUCAGACAUGACUGCCGGACACCAUACCCUGAAGGCCACAGCCGGCGACCCCUGCAAGAUAAUUGUAUCAUAAGCAUGAUAGCAAUCAAUAGCGAAGACGUGCAUCUCAACAACUAGCUAGAACAAAAUACCCGCGCAGAAGGGGGAAAUUGGAAACAAACGGAAAUGAGAUGGCAGGGGGAAUGAGGGAGAGAUUGCUGAAAUAAAACGGAUUCGCUCCACUCGGGAGACCUCCCUCUCGGCAUCCUUUACCAUUCAUUGCAUCGUGGGUCGUUCCCCAGCCUGUAAAACCAACCGGCUUCCCUUUUUGGGAAAAAGUGCUAUCAUCUCGCUUUGUUCAGGGCGGGUGUGGGGGACGCUGUGACUCAAUCGCUGCCCUACAGGUACGGCACCAUACUCUGGUAUCCUACUGUAUCAUACAAUACUGCGGCUGGAUCGUGCAUGAUACGGGUCGGGCCUUCUCUCGUGGGGCUUGAGGAUAGGAUAGGAGGUGGGAU
Molecule: messenger RNA, 1933 nt
Organism: Tuber aestivum (summer truffle)
Lineage: Eukaryota; Fungi; Ascomycota; Pezizomycetes; Pezizales; Tuberaceae
Source: the annotation of a GenBank genome assembly